Messenger RNA from Paramuricea clavata, 2328 nucleotides. The record is from the annotation of a GenBank genome assembly. Lineage: Eukaryota; Metazoa; Cnidaria; Anthozoa; Malacalcyonacea; Plexauridae.
GACCAUCGACCAGUAAGAAGAGAAAACAUACACCAAUACUGAUACUUUUUAAUAAACUGGAUUCAACUUCUAUUCAUCCUGAGUCCUAUGCAACUGCUACAGAGUGAGUGGAGUUUCGAUCUUUUAGGAGCUGCUCGUAUGAGCCAGACCAGUCCAGCUGGAAUGCUCCAUUGUCUUUUCACUGUUUUGAAAACCCCACUGUACUCGUGCAAUGCCAUCCAGUCAUGAUCCAGUCAUCAGAAUGUUCCAUUGUCUUUUCAUUGUUUUGAAAAUCUCGCUGUUCUCCAUGCCAUUUUUAGACUUGUCAGCCUCAUUAAAGCAAGCUUGACGGACGUCGGUCAAGCUCGAAUUAAAGAAAAAAUGGAUAAUUUUAUUUCUAACAAAGGUACUUACACUGUAGGUUGAAUCAUGUGGUUUAGGGAGUUCAUGAUUACCAUAGAUUAGGGGUGGAUCUAGCCUCAUCUGCAAGGAGGGAAGCAGGUUUCCCAUGGGGUGGUGCAUGAGGGAGUUUUACUGCCCACUCUCCUCUGCAGUCUGUAACGCUACUAUCCCAACAUUACCAUUAUUUGAGAUGGCCGAAUCUUAUAUUUUAUUUAUAAAGUUGAUAUGCUUUUUAUCACGUAUGCGUGACUGCUAUGGUAGGGACCUUAAGCAAACAGGACGGCAACGCGACGACGACGGCUAUUCACACAAUGAUAUUCCUGAUCUUUUACAAAAGAAAUGAAUAAUCAAAAGCCUCACGGGAGUUAGAGACGUUGUGUUAGUGCUUUUUACAACGGCAAACCAGAUAUUUUCACGUCUCGUGUACAACGCAAACAUGUCAAGACGCGACAAGUGAAACUACAAAUUUGCUCAGCAGAAGCGUUUUUAACCAUAAAGCCUUUGUUUUAAUUUCUUCAAACUGAACUCAAUUCAUAUAUACAUGCAAGUGGAUAAUACACAACAACUCUUCCUCGCAAUAAUUUAUUUGAAGAAGUUUGUUUUGGCUGUCGUCAUCGCGUUGCCCACAGUACAGUGAAUUUUCUUGUUAAUUAAAGUAAAGUAAAGUAAAGUAAAGUACAGUUAAAGUUAGUUAUAUAAUAUAAUGGCAAAAUCACAAACUUACGCAAGUGUUUUUAUUUUAGGUUUUUCAACUGUGUGUACAAUGCUGGAAUGUAAUCCAGAGACUUUGCGUUUUAUCAUCCAUGGCUUAUCUCAGACUAUUGGAUAUGAUAUUAGAGCAGGUGAACAAAUUUACUUCUUGGGUUUAAUAUUUUUCAAAAAUGCUGAAAUUGCUCCAAACAUUUGGGAAAUGGUCAAAAACCAUUUUCCAUUUUAAAUUGAAAAAAUUAAAAACUGGGGGUGUACAACAGGGGGGGGGUACAACAGGGUCUAUGGUCCCCCUUUAGUUUUCGACGUAUUUUUCAAUUUUUUUAAAACAUGUUUUUAUCAGUUGAAAAUGAUUGUUUUGAUGUAAGAAUAGUUUGACUCUGUCUCUGUUUUCAACUGAUAAAAACGUUAUGUUUUUCUUGAUAUUUUUUAGAUUUCUCCAAGCCCUUAUUUCGUGAAGGAAUAAUGUCGAUCAAUGACCUUAGUGUUAAUACACAUCUUACUGGGCGUGUGACGAAUGUUACUACAUUCGGGGCUUUUGUUGACAUUGGGGUAGGCCAUGAUGGACUGUUACACAAGUCUGUCAUUCCAUCUUCUAAAGAACUUGGAGCUGGCGAUAUCAUUGAUGUGGUUUGUAUAAAUGUAAAUAAGACAAAUAACCGAAUACAACUUCGUUUGAGUUAACAAUUGUGUUUCCAUCCCUACACAUAGGUUUCACUGUGCACUGCAUUGACUUCACAAUCAGAAUGGGCACAAAGUAAAGGCUAAUCAUUCGUCAUGUUUUGGCUGUCUUUAAGCUCUUCGAAAAGGCAGCCAAAAUAAGAAUAAAAUAAGGGCUAACACCUUAGCGAUUUCUCCAUUUUGGCCAAUAUUACGCAUCAAAUUGGCAUAGAACCCUCAAGUGCUUCUGUCCACAAAAGUUUUAAUGGCAAACUUGUAUUAAAUGUUAGAGAUUAUCCACUGUACUUUAAGUAUACUUUAAUCUAUUUUUGCUGUUUAGCUAAUUAGAUAAGAUAUUGGCAGGUAGUCCAGUAUUAGAAAAAUCUUGUUUCCAAACAAAUUCUUCAUAGUAGUAAACAGUAUCUGGUUUGUUACAGUCUUGAGAACAAGUAUAAACUGUAAGAGUUCCCCAAUCAAUGCUGGCUUGUAGUGAGUCGACUUUCAUGUGAUUCAAUAACUGGGGCAAAAUCUAGGUAGAAAAGAAGAGAAUAUUACAAUGUUGAACCGAUAAAAAUUGGG